AUGUUUCCCUUCGGUCCAUUCCAGCCGCUGCGGUGCUCGAGAGGCGAGGGCAUCGCUUCCCGUGAACCGCUGGCGGAAACCCCGUCUCCCGGGGGAGGGGGAGAGGCAUGCGAGAGGGGAGGCGCAAGCGUGAAUCCGCUCGAGUCGGGGUUGCCCGCGUCGCAUCUACAGCUUGUUCUGGUUGCGGGGGAUACGACGGCCCUUCCGCCUCCAGUAGAGGAACCUUCCGCUUGGCCCUGGACGUGGCAGGAGCGCCUCCGCGCAGUCAAGCGCCGGCGGAUGGAUGCGCGGGAAUGCGAGGGAGCUGCGCACGUUGAAGCUGGGGGGACUGGCGGAGCGCAAGAUUGGGGGAAGUUAGAGGCGGAAGCGGAGGAGGAGAGGCGGCGGAAGCAGCGGCUGGGCAUUCUGAGCGGGAUGCGUCAGAUGCUGGACAGUCCUGGUUUCGCGGCUGCCCGCGGGCAGAAGAAGAGAAGAUUUAUCGUCCGUCAAGGAGGCUUGAGGCACCGCCUGCCGACAAUGCGAGGCACCUCGAGUGCGAGCGCAAGCGGCGACCAAUCGAGCGAGCACACUAACUCCGAGGGGCACGCGGCGGAAGCCGCCAGGGAGGUGGAAAACGCGCGCGCGGCAGCUGAUGUCGCGACACUCGCAACGCACAACGCGGCGCAACUAGCCGUUGGAGGCCGCGUGGGCGCGGCUGGCGGUGUAGAUGCGACCGCCGCGGCGCCGCAUCACGCGCGGGAGCUGGGCUCCAGUGUUGCGACCGUGCGCAUCGGCGGAAGCUCGACCGGGAGAAACGGCGGAAGGAAUGGGGGUGGCGGACGAGGCGGAGAGUACGAGGUGGAGUCAACGCAGUGCGCGGCGGAGAUGGCGGAAGAGGGGUCGGGGUUGGCGGAGCGCGGGGAGGCAGCGCAUCCGAUCUCGUCGCCCUGUUUGGAUGCGGACGAGGCGGAGCGAGCGGGGGAGAAGCGGAAGGCAAACGAGGCGCAGGCUGCAGCGGACGGCGCUGCCGGCCGCGCCCACGUGCGCCGUCGCCAUGGCCUUCCCAGCCGCCUGGGAGGACCCGCUGCUAUGCCAAGCACUGCUGCUCCUGUCGCUCCUCCCGCGAAGGCGCGCUUUGGCAUUGCGCCGCCUGCACUCCCCCGCGCACUCCCCAGCGCACCCAACGCCGCUCUCGCUUUCCCUCUCCUCUCUUCAGACGCUCCCCACCGUUCCCGACCUCCUCUACCAUGCCGAAUCACCCCACGGCUGGCCGAGCCUGUGCAGGCUCGGCAGACCGGACACCCCGUUGCUUCAGGCGCGGCAGCAGCAGCGGCAGCCUCAGCUGACGCAGCAGCGCCCGGCUCAGCAGUGGCAGCGGCAGCAGCGGCAGCAGCAGCGGCGAUUGCAGCGAGUGUGGACUUCCCCCUGUGGGUGCGGCAGCUGCAGGCGUGUGCGGGGGCGGGCGAGGAGGAGGGGCGUGCGUCUGAGUGCACGGGGGAAACACCGGGAUCCAUGCUGGAAGCACCAGAGGUGCAGCCUGAUAUGGAAGGCAGUGGUAGCGGUGGCAGUGGUAGCAGUGGGGAAGGGAGUGGUGGUGAGGAGGAUGGUGAGGUGGAGAGCAGUGGGGGCAGUGGGAGCGGUGGCAGCGGUAGCAGCGGGGAGGGCAGUGCUGGUGAGGAGGAUGAGGUGGAGAGCAGUGGGGGCAGUGGUAGCAGUGGGGAAGGGAGUGGUGACGAGGAGGAUGAGGCAGAGAGCAGUGGGGGCAGCGUGAGAGGGGCCAAGGAGGGGUGUGGAGUAUAG
Closterium sp. Naga37s-1 is the source of this 1779-nucleotide messenger RNA. The record is from the annotation of a GenBank genome assembly. NCBI's taxonomy places the organism in Eukaryota, Viridiplantae, Streptophyta, Zygnematophyceae, Desmidiales, Closteriaceae.